Messenger RNA from Ruditapes philippinarum (Manila clam), 3154 nucleotides. RefSeq names its product insulinoma-associated protein 1a-like. Gene Ontology annotation, molecular function: RNA polymerase II cis-regulatory region sequence-specific DNA binding; DNA-binding transcription repressor activity, RNA polymerase II-specific. Lineage: Eukaryota; Metazoa; Mollusca; Bivalvia; Venerida; Veneridae. The transcript has a single exon. Gene Ontology annotation, cellular component: nucleus; transcription repressor complex. Gene Ontology annotation, biological process: neuron differentiation; regulation of cell cycle process; negative regulation of transcription by RNA polymerase II. The record is from RefSeq and is a predicted model, not a curated record. Bases 254 to 1624 code for a protein of 456 amino acids.
GAUUUUGAAUUUUUCGUCGGAUUUGGUCGUUUUCGUAGUUUAUGACAUGUGAGUGUAAUGCUAUGUGACAAAAACAUUAAACAAAAGACAAAGAAAUGCUUUAAGAAGAUACACUUAACUAAUGUGACCAAAUCCCGACGUUAAAUUAUUUUUCGUAACUUUCGCAAAAUUAAGCAUUACACAGCGAGAAUAAAGCAUCACCAAAAGUGCCUUAAAGUGACACUCAGGAAGUUAAGUCUGUGUUCAAAUACUUAUGAGCAAGAUGCCAAAAGGAUUUCUUGUUAAAAGGACAAAACAUGCUGGGACAUUUUCACAUAGAAUUCGCAACUUUUCGGAUGAUGAUAGGAGCGAAAGCGGUUCAGAUCAAGAGCACGUGCACACUAAUUUCGGAUCACCUGACUCCGGUUAUUCAGCUUCGCCAGUGUUCGCUAGUUUCCGCGAACGUUACGGAGGCCAGUGCGUCGACUUCAACGGCUCCAGAUCACCAGUGUCGUCACCACUUACUGUAAGUACGAACACUUAUCCUUCACCACUGUACUACUCAACGUUCGACCGUCUGUCUGUUUGCAGUGAUGUACCUUUAGAUCUCAAAAUUUCGAAAGAUGUAGAUGACAACGAUAAUUUGAAACCAAUUGAUUAUUCUUUUACACCACCGAAAUCAAAUGACAUUGAUUCAAAAGCUGAACAAAUUCUAAAACUUACACCUAUAAGUCCGAACAAACGAAGAGGAAACAGCGAAAAUUUGGAGAACAAAAUCAAAUCGACGAAAAAGCCAAAAGCUGCAAGAAAAAUAAAUUUCGACGAAGACAAUUCAUCCCCUGUUUCUGGAACAAUAAUUCGUAAACUGACAGACGAAGAUAAUGGUGGAAGAAUAGUAUGUGGUGAUAUAGACAGUAAGUUUAAUUGUGUUGAAGUUACGCCUGAAGCAAAAGCAGAAAUCGCAAAGAUUGAGAAUCGAAUCGGAGACUAUGUCUGUAGAUUGUGUAAAGAACUCUUUGAUGACGCCUUCAAACUCGCUCAACACCGGUGUUCGAUGAUCAUCAACAUUGAAUAUCGUUGUCCAGAGUGCGAUAAAGUUUUCAACUGUCCUGCAAAUCUAGCGUCUCAUAGAAGAUGGCAUAAACCGCGACCAAUAGUUAGCAAGAAAAGUAAUGAACCAACGAAAAUUCUUCCAGCGAUUUCGACAAACGAACAGCAAAAAGACGCCAAAACAAAGAACGGAAAUACAACAUCUGAAGAAGGUCACUAUGCUUGCGACAAAUGCAACAAGAAAUUUCGUCGCCAGGCUUAUUUACGGAAACAUCAACAAACGCACGUGACAGAUGCCAUUUUUGUUUGUCAGUUCUGUAGCAAGAUUUAUCCAAAUGACAAUGCACGUGCAAAACAUGAAAUGACACAUACGACAGGAAAGGAGCUCACUUGUACGCUGUGUAUGACUUCGUUUCCGAAUAAGAUCGUGCUCGAAAAGCACGUGCGCCAACACGGAAAUGAUACGUAUAACUGUAAGUACUGUGACAGCACGUUUUGCAGCUCUCCGGGUCUAACCCGUCAUAUUAACAAGUGUCAUCCAUCAGAAAACCGUCAGGUCAUUCUGCUACAGAUUCCAGGUAACCGUACCAGCUAAGAAGGGAUGCCGUUACACGUUCUAGUAAACUGUAUAACUUAAGCAGUAGUGCCUUGUAGAUUUGCUAGUGACAAUUAAGGUGAUGGUGCCUUUUGCAUGGAGACGUUGUGAUAUAUUGUUAUACUAAUUUGUGUUUACUACAAAGUAUUUGAAAGACAGGCGGUUAAAAUAUAACAGAGAAUAGUUUCUGUGAUGGAAUGUGCCUUCAAGGGGGACAAUUGACGAGAAAUUAUAAAUAGGGCUUGAGUUUAUAACGAGGAGUAUAUUUUACUGUUAUUAUAUCAAAAUAUUCAAUGAUAUAUGUAAUUAUGUGAAUAUAAUAUAAUUUUUUUUGCAUAAUUAUUACCUAUGUUAUGAUCUAGUCGAUUUGUAAGCCUUAUUUAAUUGUUAUUAUUAUUUUAAAGAUUUUUAUUAUAAUUUAUGAUUUUUACGGUGCAAUAACGUUAAUUUCAUAAGAAAAUUUUAUUUUGAUGAGAUGAUGUGCAAUAUAGUGUGUAAUAAGUCCCAGUGCAAUAUUUGUAUUACUACAUGGCCUUUCAGUGAUACUGUGCAAUAAUUUAUUUAUUAAAUGCUUUAUUUAUUUAUUUUAUAUUUUUUUAGUCAGUACUUUUGUGCAAUAUACCUAUUUUUUUCUUUUUGUUCAGUUUUACUUUUUUUCUUAGUGCAAUGUUUUUCGUGCAAUGUCAGGCAAGUGCAAUAUCUACUUUGCAAUAAUAUCAGUGCAAUAACUAAUGUGCAAUAAAUACUGUGCAAUUACAUCUGUGCAAUAAUAAACGUGCAAUAAUAGAUUUUCCAAACUUUACUUUUAUAACAGUGCAAUAAUUUUUAUUUAAUUUACUAUCAUUUUCAAAUCUAGUGCAAUAUUUUGUUUAUUUUUAUUUUUACUUAUUUAUUUGAAGUGUGCAAUCUAGUUUCUUUCAUAUUUCAUUAUAUUUUUUUUUACAUUUUUAUAUUUUUUAUAGUUUUAUUUCUUAAACUUUGUAUAUUUUUUAAAGGAAUUACUACAGUAAAUAUCCUUGUUUUAUUACACACACAGAUAUUCACCAUAAAAAUCCUUAUAAAACAUCAUGCUCAUAAAGUUCAUUUUUCGGUAAUCUGCCAAACUUUUCAGAUACUUUGUAUUUUUCUACUAAAACAUAUUUUAACACAUAUAACAUGUUUUUGGUGACUGUAAACAUCAAGAUUAUUUUAUUUAUUUUUUAUAAUAAAAAUUUUUCAGUUUUUAAACUUUUUUUUCACAAGAAAAGGAAAAAAACAUCUAGUUUUUUCUAUCUAUUUUUAUUUAAGUUUUUAUUUAAUUCGACUUGUUAGAUAAUGAAUCUUGAUAUUUUAAGUCAUCACUCCUAAGGGAAAUGAAGGCAAAGUUUCUUAUUUAAAAAGGGGGAAAAUGUAACUAAUUGUUUAUUUAUUUUUUUUUGGAUACUAAGGGUUAACAACUGAAUGGUUCAACCAAUAUUUCGUCCUUAUAUCGAAUUUUUUGAUAAAAAUAAUUUCACAUUUUAAUAUACAUUGGGGAACAAAAUUUAACCU